AGUGGGCGGGAUGUUCACUGGGCUGUAGUUCCGUCAUCCAGCUCAUCUCCGGGGCUACAGGGGGCCAAUGUUGAUUUGGGCUAAUUCUCGUCGUUGUAGGUGAACAUUAGAGGUUUAAAAGCCUCGGGUUGCUAGCACGAAUCCUUUCGAUUGAGAAGACCGCAUAGCCGCCCUGCCCGUCGCUGUUUAUUUUAUUUUAUUUCAUCUCUAUUGGGGAGACUGGACUGACGGUGGGAAGCCAGGGGGCCUCGAUCGGAGGGGGCUACAAGGAGUCCGAGGAGAAGACUGGCUCCUCCGCGACCCGGGAUUGUCGCUCGAUAUCGGUUUGGUAAAGCGAGGAGCGGCUGCACCCUCGCGGCACCAUCAGCGGACAGCCUCUUCAAGAUCAACACCACGUUUGGAUUUAGGAAAUACUGUCUCGUCCUAAUCGACCUGCUUGGUGGAACCUGAGAGCGACUCAUCGCCCGUUGACAGGUUGUCAUCAUGGGCAACGCGCCCACGGCCAGGAAGGGCAGCGAGAUGGAAAGCGUCAAGGAGUUCCUUGCUAAGGCCAAAGAGGACUUCCUGAAGAAAUGGGAGAGCCCUGAACAGAACACUGCUUGCCUGGAGCAGUUUGAGAGGUUGAAAACUCUGGGCACGGGCUCAUUUGGUCGUGUUAUGCUGGUAAGGCACAGAGAAACGGGACAGCAUUACGCCAUGAAGAUCCUCAACAAGCAGAAGGUGGUGAAGCUGAAGCAGAUAGAGCACACUCUGAAUGAAAAGAGAAUUCUUCAGGCCGUCAACUUUCCUUUUCUCGUGCGAUUAGAGUACUCGUUCAAGGACAACACUAACCUCUACAUGGUGAUGGAGUAUGUGCCAGGUGGAGAGAUGUUUUCCCAUCUACGAAGAAUUGGCAGAUUUAGUGAGCCUCAUGCUCGGUUCUACGCUGCUCAAAUUGUUCUGACCUUUGAGUACCUGCAUGCUUUGGACUUGAUCUACAGAGAUCUCAAACCGGAAAACCUUCUCAUAGAUCAACAGGGCUACAUACAGGUGACAGAUUUUGGCUUUGCCAAACGUGUAAAGGGCAGGACCUGGACACUCUGUGGCACCCCAGAAUAUCUGGCCCCUGAAAUUAUCCUUAGCAAGGGAUAUAACAAGGCAGUGGACUGGUGGGCGCUGGGCGUACUGGUCUACGAGAUGGCAGCUGGGUACCCCCCUUUCUUUGCCGACCAGCCUAUUCAGAUCUAUGAGAAGAUUGUAUCGGGAAAGGUACGUUUCCCGUCUCACUUCAGCUCCGACCUGAAGGAUCUCCUGAGGAACCUGCUACAGGUUGAUCUCACUAAACGCUACGGGAACCUCAAGAACGGUGUCAAUGACAUUAAAGGACACAAGUGGUUUUCAACUACAGACUGGAUUGCCAUUUACCAGAAAAAAGUGGAAGCUCCUUUCGUUCCCAAGUUUAAGGGGCCAGGCGACACCAGCAACUUUGACGACUACGAAGAGGAGGAGAUCCGCAUUUCCUUCAAUGAGAAAUGUGCCAAGGAGUUUGCCGAGUUCUAGAGAGUACACGUGAGUGAGUGAAUGAGGGAGGGAGUCGAUAAGGAAGAUGGGGCAGUGGGAGCUAGGCUGGUCAAGUGGGAGUUGUAAGGGGGAGCCUUACCGUCUCCUGUCACAAUCACAAGCACCAGCUGCAAAAAGAGGGAAAAGGAAUCGAGCGAGGAGAAUGAUAACCAGCAGUGUUGCCUUUGUCUGUUCUACUUUCUUUCUGAUUCUGUCUCAUGUUUGGAUCCCUUUAUAAUGAAGGUGUGCUUCGGAUUCAUGGAUUGGGCAACCCCUCUCGUUGAGAAUUUCCUCUUUGCUGGUAUGCUUUCAUCUUUCACGUUUAAGGCCCAAAAGAGGCGAGUCCCUUUGUUAGAAUCAACUGUUUCAUUUGUUCGUCAUACGCGAGGACCACUGGAACUGGACCAGCUAAAAGUCUGCACUGAAUUUUUCAAUUCACAUUGGGAAUUGGUUGAUAUGCUCUUCAUCUAGUGAGCAGUAGAAGUUUCAAAGUAAACGCUCAAAUCAGACACGCACAGAUACAUGUACGGCUUGAGAGGUUUUGGUUUUGCAACGUUUUUUUUUUUUCCUCUCUCUCGAGAAACGCCAUACUCCAUGUUGUAGGCAGCAUACUGUAUGUCAAAGUCACCAGUGUCAUAUCGUAAACCGUAUGAUGCAUUGAAGACAGAAGUCACUCUUGAUGACUGUGUGUGUGUGUGUCAGUGUUAGUCUCAUUGCAACAUAGCAACUUUAUCCAUCUCCAUGGCAACGUUUAAAUGUGAUAUCAUGUCACACUAACUAACACAACGACAUGGACAAGGGAAUGGACAAGCACUGUUUCGUGAAGGAACACUUAAUGUUACAUAAUAGUAUCUCAGGUUUGAACAUAUCACUCAGUUGGGGACAUUGGAUAAACAUAGCUUGCAUGGAAAUGGAAA
Syngnathus acus (greater pipefish) is the source of this 2456-nucleotide messenger RNA. It is a transcript of the gene prkacab, whose product is annotated as protein kinase, cAMP-dependent, catalytic, alpha, genome duplicate b. NCBI's taxonomy places the organism in Eukaryota, Metazoa, Chordata, Actinopteri, Syngnathiformes, Syngnathidae. Gene Ontology annotation, biological process: peptidyl-serine phosphorylation. Bases 484 to 1539 code for a protein of 351 amino acids. Gene Ontology annotation, molecular function: protein kinase A regulatory subunit binding; ATP binding; cAMP-dependent protein kinase activity. The transcript has 11 exons. Gene Ontology annotation, cellular component: nucleus; cAMP-dependent protein kinase complex. The record is from RefSeq and is a predicted model, not a curated record.